This is a messenger RNA of Puccinia graminis f. sp. tritici CRL 75-36-700-3, 1371 nucleotides long. Its product is annotated as methionyl aminopeptidase. Gene Ontology annotation, molecular function: metalloaminopeptidase activity. Lineage: Eukaryota; Fungi; Basidiomycota; Pucciniomycetes; Pucciniales; Pucciniaceae. The record is from RefSeq and is a predicted model, not a curated record. The coding region runs from base 1 to 1371 and encodes 456 amino acids. The transcript is spliced from 8 exons. Gene Ontology annotation, biological process: proteolysis.
AUGACCAUACCUGUCCCUAAACCGGCUCAUCCGGCCGCGCCUGACACCAACACAGACGGCUUACCGAACCCGAAAGUCGUGGUCCCAGUCGAAGCCGACGAGGAGGAAGACGACGACGACGAGGAGGGUAAAGAGGACGCGGAUGGGGCUGUGCCUGCGGCAAGUCAUUUUUCUACACAUGCACUAGAUGGAACGAAGAAGAAGAAGAAAAAGAAAAAGAAACCCAAGAAAAAGAAAACAGGAGAAGCAGGAGCGGGAGGACAGAGUGAACCACCCCGAGUACCGGUCUCGAAAUUAUUCCCGAAUGGGAACUAUCCCAGUGGAGAAGAGAGCGCAUAUUUAGGAGAGAACAGUUAUCGGACGACGAGUUCGGAGAAACGAGAACUAGAGAGAUUGGCGGCCCAAGAAGAUCCCGAAUCGGCCGAGAAUUACAAUUCGAUCCGCAGGGCUGCCGAGGUGCAUCGACAGGUCAGGAGAUACGUCCAGCAGACCGUCAAGCCUGGGAUGUCGAUGACCGAGAUCGCUGAGAUGGUCGAGGACGGCACCCGCGCUCUCGUCGAGGUCGACGGCUUGCAGAGAGGGAUCGGGUUCCCUACUGGAGUCAGUCUUAACCAUUGCGCGGCCCAUUAUACUCCUAACGCUGGUGAUACCAUCGUGCUCAGUGCAGAUGAUGUCUUAAAAGUGGACUUUGGAGUUCAGAUUGGCGGUCGAAUCGUCGACUCGGCUUUCACAAUGACGUUCAAUAACAAGUAUGAUAAGUUACUCGAAGCUGUCCGAGCUGCUACUAACACUGGUAUACGUGAAGCUGGAAUCGACGCUCGACUGUCUGAUAUUGGGGCUAGUAUCCAAGAAACUAUGGAGUCUUAUGAGGUCGAGGUAGAUGGGAAAGUUCAUAAAGUCAAGUCGAUCCGAAACUUAACGGGUCAUAAUAUCUUACCCUACCAUAUCCAUGGCGGAAAGUCAGUCCCCAUCGUCGCUAAUUCGGACGAAUCUGCAAUCAUGGAAGAGGGUGAUCAUUUCGCGGUGGAGACUUUUGGAAGCACCGGUCGUGGUUACGUGAUGGAUGAUGGAGAGUGCUCUCAUUAUGCUAAAAAUCCGGAUGUUAAUAAACCAAUCAGACUCGCUCGGGCUAAAACUUUGUUGAAUACAAUCAAUAAACAUUUCGACACUUUGCCGUUCUGUAAACGAUACUUAGAUCGUCUCGGUGAAUCACGUUAUUAUGCCGCUCUUGAUAACCUUGUCAAUUUAGGUAUCGUCCAGGCCUAUCCUCCACUCAGUGAUAUCCAAGGAUGUAUGACUGCUCAAUAUGAACAUACAAUCAUCUUGAGACCAACCUGCAAGGAAGUUGUUAGUCGAGGUGAUGAUUACUAA